Molecule: messenger RNA, 4581 nt
Organism: Closterium sp. NIES-65
Lineage: Eukaryota; Viridiplantae; Streptophyta; Zygnematophyceae; Desmidiales; Closteriaceae
Source: the annotation of a GenBank genome assembly
AUGUCGGCCGCCACGAAACUCGGCGAAGUGACGCCGACUUCGCAGGACUUCCCUCUGUAUCUCGACCUGGGCAGUGGACUGACUGCCAAGCUCGACGAACACGACUACGCCGUCCUCGUAGACCAUAGGCUAGAGUUCAACGCCCGUUGCUUGGGAUUCGGCCUCAAGUACGCAUGGAUCCGCGCGGCGCCGGCCAACAUGCGAUUGUGGUCGAUAGGACUCGGCCGGCUUCGGGCGGCGAUGGGCAAGGAAGACCACUCAUGCUUUGCAACGGUGUUCGACGCCGACGUAGCUGUUAUCCCUCUGCAUUCGAGGUUUUUCCGGGCGGCGGUGCUGGCCGAGCUCGGCCGCGAUGGCCGGCACUGGGAGUGGCCGAAGCCUUCUGCUGAAGAGGUGGCGGCCAGGCUCGCCGACUUCAAUGAACCCGUUCGAGAUAAAAUGCGCGACACCGUCCGGGACGGCGACGCAGGCUCUGGCCUCCUCUCAAUGAGCGCGCUGUGCUGGGUGGUGAAGAGGAUGGAUCGCCUGACCGGCGACGACCGUCGCAGUGCGACCAGCAUGGACAAGGUCCUCGUUUCGGGGUUGAAGGAGCUGCGGAUUCGGAUGAUGACAAACAUCAAGGAACACGUCGCACGCAGACGGUCAGGCCAUGUCGGAGUUGGUGCCGAUGCCUGUGAAGACGACGCCGCGGAGCCCCCUUCGGCAUCCCAAGCAGUCGGUGUCGCCGACACAAGCGGAGAGGCCGGAGACGGCGUCGACAAGGCAGAUGAGGAGGCAGAGAGGGCUGUGGCGAGGACCGCGGAUCAGGAAAAGGAGGAGGAGGAGGAUGACACCGACGAUCAGGAUGAUAACGAGGAGGAUCGUGAGGAGCGUGAGCAGGGGCAUGGGCAGGAGGAGGAGGAGGAGGAGGACGAGGAGGAGGAGGAGGAGGAUGAUGAGGAGGAGGAGGAGGACAAGGAGGCGGCGGCGGCGGAGGCCGUGGAGCAGGGUUUCGGGUCGGUGGAGCAGGUGGCGGAGGGGGAGAAGCAGCAAGAGGGGGAGGAGGAGGUAGAGUUCCCCUGGGUCGAAUUCGAGAUGGAGGAUGUUGAGGGAGCGGCGGCGGUGGCCGUGGAGGGAGCGGCGGCGGCCGUGGAGGGAACGGGCGGGAUGUCGGCGGAUGUUGUGUACGUGCGAGGGGAGGGUGCCGAUGUGGAGAAUGUCGGCGUGGAGGAGGCGCACGUGGUCGGCAAUGUGGUUGGCGACGCGAAGGAGGAGGAUAACGUCGCGUCCCCGACGCCGACGGGCGUGGAGACCACCACAGGGAACGCAGGGGUGGAACGCCGGGGUGGAGCGGUAGAGGCGGGCCGUCAACCGGGUUCCUCAGCAGCUGGUCGGCAGGCAACGCCGGCCGUCGUCGCGCAGCUGCGACAGGAGAACAUGUGGCUGAGGGCAGAAAAUGCUCGACUCGAGACGGCGCUCGGAGUGGAGAGGGGUCGGGUGGACAGGUUCGCGAUGGGGAUUGGCCACCUCGUGGACAAGCUCAGGUCGUUGGCCGACCAGGUCGCCGCCUCCGACCAGGACGCGUCGAGUCGGCUGAUGGACGCGUCCUUGACCAUGGCGACGACCGUGACGGAGAACAUCACCGCCAACAUGGGUGAAGCAUGGGAGGCGAUGAAGGCGUACGCCGAGAGGGCGGAGAGCUGGUUGGACGAUCUAGAGAAUCCGGAGGGGUUUAUGGCGGUGCAACGUGCGAACGCGGUCGUCGCCCUGGACAACCACGUGGACGAAGCGAGGAAGGGAUUGGAGGAAUACAUAUCGAAGCACCUAGUCGCCGCGCAGACCAACAUCGCCGCCGCGGUAACUCAACGCGUCGCCGUCCCGCCGCCCACGCAGCCCGCCCCACCGCCAGCCGUCCCGGACGAGCUCAUGAAGUCUUUCAAGGCGGACGUGUUGAAGGCGGUGACUGAGGCCACCCAGCAGUCGUUUGCUGCGUCCGGGUUAAACCUCAUGACCCAGGUGAUCGGCCAUCUGGCGCCUGGUCGGCAUGGGUCGUCGCCGUCGGACAACGAGGCCGACAAGAAGGGUGCGAAAAGGGCGGGCGGCGGAGAUGAUGCGUUGAGCUCGAAGCGGAGCAAGGGAGCCGAUGGGAGCCGCGGCGUCGGCCAGGUGGCUCCAGGCGGCUCGCGGAGCAAGGGAGCCGAUGGGAGCGGAGGUACGAGCGUGGUCGACCAGCUGAAGAAGAACGGGACCAAGGUGAUAAGGACGCACAGCAAGGGCGAUGGAAUCAGGAGUGCGGAGGGGGGCCCUGCCGACCAGGUUGCCGCUCAAGAGGCUGGACCAACAGCCCCGCCAUUGGUCGCCGAGAAGCCGGCCAGUCUAGCGACCGCACCAACGGCGAUAGAUGGCGGCGCCAAAACCGUCAAAGGACCGUCCGUCGGAGUGGCGGGGACCACGUCGAUCCCCCGCAAACCCCCUGCGGCUAGCAGCGCGCCGGUCGCCCCGUCAGCCGCCAACAACGAUGGGCCGUCCCUUGCGGCUACUCCAGCACCAGCAGGCACGUCUGCCGCCAAGGUUGACGCGGUGGAUGCUGCGGCUAACCGCGCUGGUCCGUCCGCCCCAAAGGCGAACGCGCUCAGGGAGAUGCUCAGCCGCAUGGAGACCCAUCGACAGGACGUGCAGCAGCCUCCCGUGGUCGGCACCGCGCCGGCCACAACAGCACGUCGCUCGGUCACUCCCCAGGUCGCCGCCACAACGUCCAGUGCCCCACCUACCGCGCCUAUCAUCGCCGCCCGUCCUCCUGUGGACCCAAAGUCCGCGUUGCUUCGCGCCCAGUUAGGCGUACGUACUGCGGCUGCGCCGGCACGGGCUCAGCCGGUAUCCAGCUCAUGCGCGACGCCGACGUCGGUGACCGUAGCUGCACACACACUCGGUGCGGCUACUAUCGAGGCGGUGCUGGAGAAGGGCGUGAGUGCAGCGCUAGCCACGGGCGGCAGAUCAGUUGACCCUGCACAGGCGGCGAAGGACCACAACGACGCCGAUAUCGCUGCCAUCCAGGACCUGUUGGAAGCGGUAAACCGCCCCAAGCAGCCCCCUGUGCUGGCCAUCUUGGACUCGGCGAGUCCCACCGGCUGUACAGCGGAGCCAAAGACGACCACUGCUGCGGUCGGCGCGGGAAAGUCGAAACGGAAGGGGACGGUCGACGCAGGGAAAGCGAGGCCGAGCUCGAAGAAGAAAACACGGGCGACGUCGGCGAUGGUGAAGUCGGUGCAGAAAGGACAGGGGAUGGCGACGGCGAUGGUGGAGAAGGAGAAGAAGGAGGAGGAGAAGGAGGAGGAGGAGAAGAAGGAGAAGGAGAAGGAGAAGGAGAAGGAGAAGGAGAAGGAGAAGGAGAAGGAGAAGGAGACGGAGAAGGAGAAGGAGAAGGAGACGGAGGAGGAGGAGGAGGAGGAGGAGGAGGAGAAGGAGGAGAAGGAGGAGGAGGAGGAGGAGAAGGUGGAGGAGGCGGAGGAGAAGAAGCUGGAGGAGGAGGAGGCGGCGACGGAGGAGGAGAAGGUGAAGGUGAAAGAACGGAAGGGUCAUGGCAUCCGCCACGACUCGACGGGCGACAAGCAAGGGUGGGUGGGCGAGAUCAAGGUGGUCGGGAACGAGAGCAGAUACAUUGGCAAGUCCCGCGACAAGAUGGAGCUGGCGUACCUUCACUCCAUUGUGUACCUCCUGUACGACGGUUUCGUCAGCAAGAUCCUCAUGGCUGAGCUCACCGGCCUGGAGGAAACAGUGAUGAAGCAGUGGAGGGCGGUGUGGAAGGAAGUCCGGUUCUUGCCGGCUGGGAUGUGGACGGUGAUCUGGGCAAGGGGCGCGUUCCUCCCAAGGACACGGUUCGACGACAUCCUCGGGAAGUAUAGAGCGUACAAGACAUCAGGCGAUGCGCACCACGACGCGCUUUUGCCCGCGAUCUGGUUCCCCGUCGAUGCCGACGGGAAGUCGGAUGCAAUGAUGUCGGCCAUGCUUGAUCGCGUGUCCUUGUGCGCGGCGUAUGGGGAGGUCGCUGCAUCCGCGGCGAGAAUGGAGGGCGACACGGAUCAGAAGACGGCGAAGGUCGCACAGGCGCUGUCGGCCUCAGCUUGCGCACUGUGGUGCUUAGUCGAGGGCGACGGCGCCCAGGUGGCUGAUGCCGUCCGCGAAGGGAAGGCGGCGGCGAUGUUGGUCGGCGCCAGCGAGACUACCGCCGCCGAGUUCAAGAAGGUCAUGACGGCGGUGCUGGAGGCCGCGAUCAGCAGGCAGCAACCCCUUGGGGAGGUUGCGCACAACGUCGCACCGGCGCUGGAGUCCACCGCUCUGGCCAAAGCCUAUCCGGGGUUGGAUGUUGAAGCCGAGGCCAAACUGAUCGCACGAGCGACGGUGGAAACCCUCGCGUUCUGGGGAAUGUGCCCCGUGGAUGGGCCGAAACUCAGGAAGAUCGGCAUCGCGGUGCCGCUUGACGCGCAGAUGGAGUACGACAUCGAACACAGGGGGAGGAAGAGGCCGAGGGGCAAGCAGGUCAAGGACAGCUCGGGGAAGAAGGGGAAGAAGGGCAGAGCGGGCAAGGACAGCACGGCGGCGUAG